Molecule: messenger RNA, 2445 nt
Organism: Gymnogyps californianus (California condor)
Lineage: Eukaryota; Metazoa; Chordata; Aves; Accipitriformes; Cathartidae
Gene: DCP1A
Product: decapping mRNA 1A
Exons: 10
Coding region: 1-1761 (586 amino acids)
Biological process (GO): deadenylation-dependent decapping of nuclear-transcribed mRNA; positive regulation of catalytic activity; deadenylation-independent decapping of nuclear-transcribed mRNA
Cellular component (GO): P-body
Molecular function (GO): enzyme activator activity; mRNA binding
Source: RefSeq, a predicted model, not a curated record
AUGGAGUCGGUGAGCAGAGCGGGGCAGGAGAUCAGCCUGGCGGCCCUGAAGCAGCACGACCCGUACAUCACCAGCAUCGCCGACGUGACCGGCCAGGUAGCGCUCUACAGCUUCAGCCCGAAGGCCAACGAGUGGGAGAAAACUGACAUAGAAGGGACCUUAUUUGUGUACAAAAGGUCGGCUUCUCCUUAUCAUGGUUUUACGAUAGUGAAUCGACUGAACAUGCACAACUUGGUUGAACCAGUUAAUAAAGAUUUGGAGUUUCAGCUCCAUGAACCUUUUCUUCUUUACAGAAAUGCUAGCUUGUCAAUUUACAGUAUCUGGUUUUACGACAAGAAUGACUGUCAUCGAAUAGCAAAACUCAUGGCUAAAGUGGUAGAACAAGAAACUCAGAGAUCACAGCAAGUUUCCCAGGACAGAAAAAGUCCCAGCAGAACCAAUGGCUGCAGUGAAAACAGGCCCAUUGACAUCCUGGAAAUGCUUAGUAAAGCCAAGGAUGAAUAUGAACGAAAUCAGAUUAGUGACUUAAGUAUUAUAUCAAGUUCUGGAAUGCAACAAAAUGCAAAUCCUCCAAAGCCAGAAAGCACAGAGCCUUCAGAACAAAAAACUUCAUUACAAGUGCAAGAGCAGCCAUUUCAGUCAAGGCAGAAGCAUCUGACUUUGGAGGAACUGUUUGGAACCUCUGUACCAAAGGAACAGCCCACAGCUCCGUAUCCCAAUCCAGAGAGGAUGGAGAAGUUGCAGACUGACACCUCUGCCAGAGAGCAGCACAGUUUGCUCUUGCCUUUUUCCUUUGACCAGUCAACAGUAAUACAACAAUCACUAGGGAAAUCUGAAAGUCCAAGCGUUAAAACCAGUGCCAAUACUUUGAAUCAGCAGGAAUGUUUAACACCUAUGCUAAUACCUCCAGCUUCAGUUUCCCAGCCUGAUAUAAAAAAUGUUUCAAGCUAUUCAGUUCAUUUAAGCCCUGUUCUUAAUUCAGCCUCGACAGUGGAAGCUGCCCCUGCUCAGAUGCUUCCUGGCCUAAAACAAAACAACAGUAUGAUGCAAGUUAUGCAGCAAGCUGCCAAGCAGAUAUCCCCACUAGUGAAUCAGCUGCCAUCUGAAGUGAACCACGCUCCACAAAAUCUAAUGGCUGGCCAAAGCCAGCUUAUAGCACCCUUGACAUCAACAAAUACAGGAACUGUCUCAAAUACAUCCCAUACAAGUGUUGAUCUUCUCCAGAAACUCAGGUUGACCCCACAGCAUGACCAAAUGCAACAGCAGUCUCUCACUAAGACUUCCUUAACACCAAACGUCUCUGCCUCUGUUGGCCAACUUGCAACACCAGAAAGCUUCAAAGAAUCUCACAGUAAGCCAUCAACCUUGAACAGCAAGAUAAUCUCUCCCCUUCAGACUGUACAACAAAACAAGGAAUCAGAAGUAUUUCCACAGCCAAAGACUUUGUCUAAAGCAAGUCAAGUUGCACCUCCGCAGUUUGUUACAGCCACAACUACAGUAACUCCUUCAAUCCUCUUGUCUCCUAGUGUUUUUCAGCAAUCAGCUACAAAAGCUACUGAAGUGGAGAAUAAAGCCAAUUCUUCUUCGCCUUUAACACUUGGAACAACAGAAAUUCAGACUAUGCCUCCUACUGUUCUCAGUAGGUCUCAGCUUCAAGAAGCACUGAUACAUCUAAUAAAGAAUGAUUCCCGUUUUCUCAGCACUAUUCAUGAAGUCUACUUGCAAGUCCUAACCAAGAAUACAGACAACAUUAAGCUAUAAUUGAAGCUAAAUCUACUUAAAAUAUAUCCAUUUUAGAAACAAUUAUGCCUCGUCUAUAAAACUAAUAUUUUUGUAAAAGAAUAUUUAGUUUUCAAUGUCUUGAAUUUGAACCUGUUAGGAAAGACUAUUCCUUAAAUACUUGCGAAAGUAAUGUUCUCAGAAGUGAUCUAGGUUUUCACUGUGAUCAUCACCAGCAAACCUUUGUUUUUAUUGGGGAGGGAACUUAAGUUGCAUUUGAGCUCUCAUUAGCAUUAAGUGAAUGUGCAAAUGUUUGCUCUGGCUUUCAUUCCUAGCUGUAUUCACUGUUCAAGGAUUACAGACUGAAUACUAUUUAAACCAGCAAAUAGAUAGUACAGUACACUACGCCACACCGGAACAAAAUUCAGUUGUGGGAACCUAGCUCCAGUUUGAAGAACUGAGGGAAAGGAGAGCAAAAUGCCUUGUGAUUAAGUUGGCAGGUGUAGGGAAGGAAUGGAUCUGGAAGCCAGGCCUUUGGAGCUAAAUCUUUAACAAAAGGUUUAAAAUGUGAUUUGCUCAAUACAUUGACAGUCUCUAGCUAAUGCACAUAAAUUCAUCUUCUAAAUAUUCCUUUACUCUUAUUUGCUUCUAUGUUGCUGACAUUAAACAAGUAUCCAAGUAAGUAAGGCCAUUUUCUCUAAAAAGGAAAAAUUUGAAAUAUGCAAA